Mustela erminea (ermine) is the source of this 3544-nucleotide messenger RNA. RefSeq names its product cationic amino acid transporter 3-like. Gene Ontology annotation, molecular function: amino acid transmembrane transporter activity. The transcript is spliced from 2 exons. NCBI's taxonomy places the organism in Eukaryota, Metazoa, Chordata, Mammalia, Carnivora, Mustelidae. Gene Ontology annotation, biological process: transmembrane transport; amino acid transport. Bases 1436 to 3379 code for a protein of 647 amino acids. The record is from RefSeq and is a predicted model, not a curated record. Gene Ontology annotation, cellular component: plasma membrane.
AAACAAACAAGCAAAAAAAACCUCAAGAAAGGGGAAGGGAUUGCACUUGGGAUCAGAUACAAGGACAGGGAAGCUCUCCCCCAGCACUCACCCUUCUUUCUGGCAAGCAGAGCCACAUUUGGGAAAAUUUUAGCUUGAGGGAAGGGAAGACAGCCCAGGACUGAUGGAACAGACACAUUAAACACCCAGAUGCACCUUCCCUACUGUUCUGUCUUGAAAGCCAUACUUCCAGUCCUGCCUGCCCCCUUUGCCUCUAGGAAUUCUGGCUCUGUAGUCUUGGUUGGGCCACUCCUCUCCUACCUAGCACAGCACCUGGAACACAGGAGGUGCUCAGUUAGUGCCCUUGGUCCAGGCCUCCUGCAGAUGUGUUAGGGCAGGGGAAGUGUGAUUUGUAGGAGGUUCUUCUGAAAUCAGGAACAAUUCUUUCUACUCCACUUUCAAUGCUCCGUGUUUGUAUAGUUAGUGUAGAUUCUGUCCCUUUAGAGUCCUGCUGCAAUCCUUCUCUCCCCUGCCUCCGCAUCCUUCCCUGUCUUUAGAGCUUGUAAUUUAGGGUUUAGAGGCAUGUCAGCAGUAUCAAGUAGAAGCAGUAGUGCCCCCUUUCCCUUGAGACUCAUGGCUUCUUGGCCCCAUCACUUAUGCAUUCAGCCCUGGUUCUCUAAGUAGGUCUUCUCCAUCUCUGUGAAAUCUUGCCUGUGUUUGAAGACAAAUGUUCCUGGAAGGAGGAGGUACCUUCCUUCGGUCACUGUUUCAGAAUCUUGGAUGUUUUGAAUGUCUAGAGCUGCAAGUUCUCUAGGCAGGGUCUCUAUCUUUUUCUUUACUUCAGACAGCACAGUGCUCAAUGCAUAGUCAGUUAGGGUGUGCUAGGGAUGCUGAGUGACUGUCUCAGGAAUCCCUCAUGGGGAAGCUUAAGCCAGUUCCCUUUUAGUUUUAUUUGUGGACUGGUGGGAAACAUGAGUGAGGGGACAGGGACAGAUGGUGAUGGUAGAGAAACCUGAGAGAGGGGCUAAUGGGCGCUUCUUUCUUUGUUUAAAGAACUUCCCAUAGCCUAGACCUCCCAGAAGCCACACCUCCCCAAUGGCAGUGCCUCCCAACAAGCCCCACCUUACCAGGGCCCUUCCUGCCCAUGACCCCACCUCCUGAGGGCCCUGCCUCCCAGGGGCCACAGGCUGAGCUCCACUCCAAGUCCUGACUCUGCUUGGCCAAGCUCCUUCUCCCUCCCUGGGUUUGACUUGCACUUUCUUCUCAGAUCGUUCUCCUCUAAGGCAGAAAAAGCCCAUAGGCGUAUGGAGCAACAGCACAUAUAAGAAAAAUAUGAAGCAGCAGCCUGAAGCCUGAGCGAUGGAACUCAGCAACCCCAACCCAACUCCACUUAACUCAGCCUCACCAAACCUGAUCUGAGACACUCAGCAACCUGAACUUGCUACAGCUCUCUGAUAUGGAAUCCUCUUCAAUUCCAGCUAGAAGGCUGUGUCAGCCACUUCACAGAUUCGGUCAAAAGCUGGUACGCAGACGAAUGCUAGAGAAAGAAGUGACUAAGACUGCCACUGACAGAAGCCUGAGCACUCUGGAUUUAGUGGCCCUGGGUGUGGGCCGCACAGUGGGUGUAGGUGUGUAUAUCCUGGUUGGUGAGGUGGCUGGUAAUCAAACAGGACCAUCCAUUGUGAUCUGCUUUUUGGUGGCUGGCCUAUCUUCAUGGUUGGCUGGACUGUGCUAUGCAGAGCUUAGUGUCCGGAUUCCCCUUUCUGGCUCUGCAUAUCUCUAUGCCUAUGUCACUGUAGGUGAAAUUUGGGCCUUCAUCACUGGCUGGAACCUCAUCUUCUCCUAUAUUGCUGAUACAGCCAAUAUGUUCUUGGCCUGGAUUUUAGCUUUUGACAUGUUUGGGUACCAGAUCUCUCAGGCCACUAGUGAAGACAUCUUAUUGCAUAUUCCCCAGGUCCUUGUAAAGAAUCUAGGCUUCUUUAUUGGGGUCCCUGUGAUUUUGCUCAUUCUAUGCCUGACUUUGAGGUUUAGGGAUUUGAUGCUGUUAACCAAAGUGGUCACAUUGGUGAGACUUUUGAUUCUCAGUUUUGUCAUCAUCUCUGGCUUCAUUAAGGGGGACCUGCACAACUGGAAGCUCACAGAAGAAGACUACAGAAAGGAUGAACUCAAUGGCACUUCUAGCUUGGGCCCUCUGGGCUCUGGAGGAUUUGUGCCUUUUGGCUUUCCUGGGAUUCUCCAUGGAUCAGCUACCUGUUUCUAUGCAUUUAUAGGUUUCAAUCACAUUGUUACCAGAGUUGAAAAAGCCCAGAACUACCAGCGUUCCAUCCCCAUGGGCAUUGUGAUGUCACUGCUCAUCUGUGUUUUGGUGUAUUUUGGUGUCUCUGCAGCCCUUACACUUAUGGUUCCUUACUAUAAGAUUCGACCUGGGAGCACCUUGCCUGAGGCUUUUCUCCAUAUUGGCUGGGCCCCUGCCUACUAUGCUGUAGCUUUGGUAUUCCCCUGUAGUCUUUCUCUCAGACCCUUGGGUUAUAUGUUCUCCGAAGCUCAGUUGAUAUAUGUGAUGGCAAAGGAUGGCCUCCUUUUCCCUGUCUGUGCCAAAAUCCAUAUUGCCGCCUGUAUGUUUGUCAUCACUGUGAUCUCUGGCAUUAUUGCAGCAAUGAUAGCAUUCUUCUUCAGACUUGAUGAUUUUCUGCACCUCGUGUCAGUUGGGACCCUGCUAGUUCACUCUGUGAUGGCUUUUUGUGUUCUCAUUGUCAGGUAUCAGCCUGAGAGGAAGAAGGGGGAAAAUGAAGUGCAGAUGCAGGAGAUUGGGGGAAAUCAAACACCGGGGCAGGAGGAGACUGCACCUGCAGCAGAGAAGCUUACUCUACAAAAACUCUUUUUUCCAGGCAGCCCCACCCCCACUCCACUCUCUGGCUGCAUUGUCUAUGUUUGCUCCUCACUGCUUGUUCUGCUGCUGACUCUCCUCUGCCUGGUGCUGGUCCACUGGCCAAGUCUGCUUUCUGGAGACCCAGUGCCGAUCACAGUGGUUGUGCUGCUCCUGGUGCUCAUCACUGGGAUAACUGGGGUCAUCUGGAGACAGCGACAGAGCUGCACUCCCCUGCCCUUUAAGGUCCCUGGUGUGCCUUUCCUUCCACUCCUGAGCAUCUUUGUGAAUGUUUUCCUUAUGAUGCAGAUGUCAGCUUCCACCUGGGCCACACUUGGUGUAUGGAUGUUGAUUGGGUUUGUUAUCUACUUCACGUGUGGAAUCCAGCACAACUGGCUGCAAAGCCCCACUGAAGUAAGGGACCAAACUCUAGACUCUGAACUCAGCAGUGCCAAUACAGUGCCAGUGUUUGAUUUGACAUCAUUACCCCGAAUGCUGUCUUGUUCUCUGCACAAUAACAGAGAGUACUCCUGAGCGCAUGUAAAGCUACGCCUCCCAUGACAUGUUGGUGGGAGAAUGCUAAUAGAGCUCUGUAUUCAUUGUGUAUGAAGGAUGUGUCUUUAAUCUCCCCCCGCCUUUUUUUCUGUCUCCUUUCAGUUGUGUCUGUAGCUGCUUGCUGGCUUUAAAAAGAAUUAUUAU